UCUUUUUUUCCCUUAAACAAAAUGAGUUCGGAGCUCAGAUUUCUCGUUUCCAUGAUAUUACUUUUAUCGGUAUCUUCCAUUGGUUAUGCCAAACACACAUCUCGCCUGAGAGUCGGAUUUUACCACUCGAGCUGCCCGCAAGCAGAGGCUAUUGUGAGGAAGGCGGUGAACAAGGCAGUUUCCAGGAACCUGGGAAUUGCCCCCGGCCUUGUUCGGAUGCAUUUCCAUGAUUGUUUCGUUAGAGUAACCCGGUAUGCUUCCGUGCUUCUCAAGUCGACCCCAGGAAAGCCAGCGGAGAGGGACCACCCGGCUAACAACCCGAGCCUACGAGGGUUUGAGGUGAUUGACGAGGCAAAAGCACAGCUUGAGGCUGUGUGCCCAAAAACAGUUUCAUGCGCUGACAUUCUUGCUUUCGCUGCUCGGGACAGUGCUCACAAGACGGGAGGGAUAUACUACGAUGUGCCAGCUGGUCGUCGGGACGGACGCGUCUCCAACCUGCCGGAAGUAACGGACAACCUGCCACCACCGAACUUCAGCGCUCAAGAACUCAUUGCAAACUUCGCGAGGAAAGGGCUCUCAGCUGACGAGAUGGUAACCCUCUCUGGUGCCCACUCCUUCGGUGUCUCCCAUUGUUCCUCCUUCUCGUCGCGCCUCUACCCCACCCGAGACCCGACACUGGAUGGACGUUAUGCGGUUUUCCUGAAGACCAAGUGCCCACCGCCAAGCAACACAACCAACCAGGACCCGACAGUUUUUCUGGAAACCCGGACCCCAAACCAUCUAGACAACAAGUACUAUCAGGAGCUGACACGGUUCCGAGGCCUUCUUACCUCGGACCAGACGCUUUACACGAGCCGCUCAACUUCGAGGAUGGUCUUAAUCAAUGCAAAGAAUGGCAAAGUGUGGACCAACAAGUUUGCAAAGGCGAUGAUACGCAUGGGCGCGAUCGAGGUCCUGACCGGCACUCAAGGUGAGACCAGAAAGAUGUGCAGUAGGGCGAAUUAAUAAUGGCCGAAACCUCUGCUUCAAUUAAUUUCCAGAAUUGUUUUGACAAAAGUUUGGUUCAUUUUAUUUAACUUAUUAAUAAUUUUUCAAGCGCAAAUCGCAUUUCGAUUUGCAUUUUGUAUUCAGGCUUGAGAUUGUUCAAGUUGUUCAUCACAAUAAUUUGAUGUUUGCAAAUUGUAAUAUGGACGGGAGUGAUAUCAAAUGUAACUCUAUCAUUCUUUGGGAUCA
Punica granatum (pomegranate) is the source of this 1233-nucleotide messenger RNA. The record is from RefSeq and is a predicted model, not a curated record. Lineage: Eukaryota; Viridiplantae; Streptophyta; Magnoliopsida; Myrtales; Lythraceae.